Molecule: messenger RNA, 539 nt
Organism: Otolemur garnettii (small-eared galago)
Lineage: Eukaryota; Metazoa; Chordata; Mammalia; Primates; Galagidae
Gene: AIF1L
Product: allograft inflammatory factor 1 like
Exons: 6
Coding region: 87-539 (150 amino acids)
Biological process (GO): actin filament bundle assembly; ruffle assembly
Cellular component (GO): actin filament; ruffle membrane
Molecular function (GO): actin filament binding; calcium ion binding
Source: RefSeq, a predicted model, not a curated record
CAGCGGGAACUCGGACCAGGCGCUAUCCUUCCUCGCCGUCUCUCGUCGUGGCCGCGAGUCCUGAGCCGGCGGAGCCGGUGCUCACCAUGUCGGUCGCGCUCGGCAACAGGUUCCAAGGAGGGAAGGCGUUCGGUUUACUCAAAGCCCGGCAGGAGAGGAGGCUGGCGGAGAUCAACCGGGAGUUUCUCUGUGACCAGAAGUACAGUGAUGAAGAGAACCUGCCAGAAAAGCUUGCAGCCUUCAAAGAAAAGUACAUGGAGUUUGACCUGAACAAUGAAGGCGAGAUUGACCUGAUGUCUUUAAAGAGGAUGAUGGAGAAGCUUGGUGUCCCCAAGACCCACCUAGAGAUGAAGAAAAUGAUUUCAGAGGUGACAGGUGGGGUCAGCGACACCAUUUCCUACCGAGACUUUGUGAAUAUGAUGCUGGGGAAACGGUCGGCCGUCCUCAAGCUAGUCAUGAUGUUUGAAGGAAAAGCCAACGAGAGCAGCCCCAAGCCAGUUGGCCCCCCUCCAGAGAGAGACAUUGCUAGCCUGCCCUGA